Messenger RNA from Salpingoeca rosetta, 2287 nucleotides. RefSeq lists its product as uncharacterized. The transcript has 20 exons. NCBI's taxonomy places the organism in Eukaryota, Choanoflagellata, Craspedida, Salpingoecidae. The coding region runs from base 188 to 2197 and encodes 669 amino acids. Gene Ontology annotation, molecular function: protein binding. The record is from RefSeq and is a predicted model, not a curated record.
CAUCGAGGACGUCAAGUCUGUUGUGCGGCGACGGUUUCUGCUGCGGAAUCUCGGCCUUGAGGUCUUCUUCCGCUCCGGCGACACGCUCUACCUUGCGUUCCAGAACAAGGACGACAGGGAUGAUUUCUUGACGGCACUGCUGCGCCAGCCAUGUCUCAAGCUCGAGGAGGACAGCAAAGACAACGUGAUGAUUGCGUGGCAGAACGGGGCCAUUUCCAACUUUGAUUACCUCAUGUACCUCAACAACCUCGCAGACCGCAGCUUUACUGACCUCGCACAGUACCCGGUCUUCCCCUGGGUGAUCAAGGACUACACGAGCGACACCCUCGAUCUCGAAAAUCCAGAGACGUUCCGUGACCUCUCAAAGCCAAUGGGCGCGCAAAACCCGGAGCGACUCAAGGACUUCAUCAACAGAUACAACGAGAUGCCGGCUCCCAAGUUCCAUUACGGCACACAUUACUCCACGCCAGGAUAUGUCCUCUUCUACACACUUCGCGCAGCGCCAGAGUAUAGCCUCAAUCUCCAGAACGGCAAAUUUGACGCUGCGGAUCGCCUGUUCCGGUCCAUCGCAGACACGUGGAACAACGCAUACUCAGGCAUGGCGGACGUGAAGGAGUUGAUUCCCGAGUUUUACAUGCAGUCCACCGAUUUCCUGCUCAACCUCAACAACCUUGACCUCGGCGUCACGCAGCGCGGCGAGCGGGUUGGCGACGUGAUUCUGCCGCCAUGGGCCGACAGCGCAGCUGACUUUCUGGCCAAAUGCCGCGAGGCGCUGGAGUGCGACUAUGUGUCGCAGCGCAUACACCACUGGAUCGAUCUCAUCUUUGGUUACAAGCAGACCGGCCCGGAAGCCGUCAAGGCACACAACCUCUUCUAUUAUCUCACCUAUGAGGGCGAGCUUGAUCUGGAUGCCGUCUCGGAUCCCGCCGAGCGAAAGGCGUUUGAGGUGCAGAUUAUGGAGUUUGGGCAGACGCCGCGCCUCCUCUUCAGCGUUCCGCACCCGCAGCGAAGACUGCCGUGCGUGCAACGGCCGCUCGGUCCUGCAGACGCAUCCGCUCCCAUGGAUGAGAUGACGGGUGACGCUGUACCAUCGCUGGACGAAGACGACGACGAGGCGGGGACUCACGCUGACGACACCACCGACCACGGGGACGAUGCCGGCGUUGUGACGAAACACCUGGAGGUUGACGUGCCCUUGGUGGUGGAACAGCAAACGCCGUCCGCGGUUGUCGACUGGAGUGUGAUGCUCAACCUGACACACAUGGCGACGCUGCCCAUCCACCGCGAAGGCAUCACGGGCCUGGCCCUCUCACACGACAGCAACACCUUGUUCUCCGUCUCUCAAGAUUCGAAGUUGAAGGUGCACGAUCUGCGGAGUCACGAGGAAGUCAUCGGCCAACGCAUCGGUGACUCGUCCCUGUCGGCCGUCCUCCUCUUCCCAGACAACGACACGCUGUUGGUUGCGAGUUGGGACAGCUGCUUGUAUCUCUACUCCGUCGAGCUUGGCAGUGUCCUGUCUCAAUGGCAAGCGCACCACGAUGCCGUGUCGACGGUGAAGCUGUUCAGAUCAAGCGACGACAACAGGACUGUCACCGUCCUCUCCGCUUCUUGGGAUGGAUCCAUCAAGGUGUGGGAGCUUGAGAGUGACGGCACGACGUGGUCCUACGUGUGCGUCUCUGAUCUUGGCGAGCACGCUGUCGACAUCACGGCGCUCGCCGUCCAUCCGGAACGGCAACUGGCCAUCAGCGGCGACAAUGAGGGGCACAUGGCUGUGUGGGACUUGGCGGAUUACACGGAGCAGCGGAGAAUAUCCGAUCUCCAUUUCCAGGCCAUCAACGACCUGUGCUUCACACCCGAUGGAAAACGCCUCAUCACUUGCUCAAGUGACUGCACGCUCAAGGUUGUGCUGCUGGACUCGCUGGUUGAGGCGAUGGUGGUCACCCUGGACCAGGAGCCGCACUGCAUCGCAACAGAUGGGACCUUUAUUCUUGUGGGGUGCGAGGAUGGAGCCAUUGAACUGUGGGACUCCACGCAUCGCACACUCGUGCAAUCCUUCCGUCAACACAAAGCUGCUGUGCGGGCGAUUGCUGUUGCUUCGGAUGCGUCGUGCGUGGUGUCUGGGGAUGAGGAUGCGUGCUUUACCCAUUGGAUCGUGCAAGAUGCUGACAGCGAAACGGAUGUGUUGUCUUCCUUGUAGCUGCCGCGUCGACGCAUGUGGUGUGUGUGUGCGUGUGUGUGUGUGUGUGUGUGUGUGUUGCUGUUCGCGUCAGUACAUAGUCAAUCUUGG